ACGUCAGUUCGGUCCGAAGACUCCCGCAAUUGAGACCGAGUUCUUGAAUAUGGGUUCUUUCUUGUCCCAACCUCUGGAGCCCAUCAAAGUCGCUGCGCCUCCUGAGGUCACCAACUCCGCCGAGCCCCUGCCCCUCGCUGCACCUGGAGCGCCGACCUCUCCAGCGGAAGCGUCUCUACUUAAUAACUGCUGGAGCUGUCGCGUGCUCUCCGGGUCGGGGCUGAUAGGGGCGGGCGGGUACGUGUACUGGGUGGCGCGGAAGCCCAUGAAGCUGGGAUACGCCCCGAGUCCAGGGACUAUUACGCAGAUGGUCAUCGGCAUCAGCAUAGCUUGUUGGGGUGUAAUCAUCCUGGCAGACCCCAAAGGGAAAGCCUUCCGUGCUGAUUGAAAGUACCGCCAGUGAAGUUGUCAUCCUUGUCCGUGUCCCCAUGACACCAGAACAAGCAUCGGACUUACAGAUGUUCUGGACAGACAAAUGGAUAUUGGCAGACUUCAGUCCUGCAGAUACGACAAGACUGAACAGACAAAUGUAGGUUGUUAUUCUUUGGCGAUGAAUAUUUGUGGCCUUCUUCUCAGACUCCACAGGGACCAUUAAAUCCCUCAGAGAAGAGAACAAGUUCUGUGUCUUAUCUAGAGGAAGAAGAUAUAAUAAAAAUGAAGACGAGAUGAUAAACCAAA
This is a messenger RNA of Prionailurus viverrinus (fishing cat), 678 nucleotides long. It is a transcript of the gene DMAC1, whose product is annotated as distal membrane arm assembly component 1. NCBI's taxonomy places the organism in Eukaryota, Metazoa, Chordata, Mammalia, Carnivora, Felidae. The coding region runs from base 50 to 388 and encodes 112 amino acids. The transcript is spliced from 2 exons. The record is from RefSeq and is a predicted model, not a curated record.